Molecule: messenger RNA, 465 nt
Organism: Lottia gigantea (owl limpet)
Lineage: Eukaryota; Metazoa; Mollusca; Gastropoda; Lottiidae
Exons: 3
Coding region: 1-465 (154 amino acids)
Source: RefSeq, a predicted model, not a curated record
AUGUUGUCAGGAUCAAUGCUAUUCGAUGCUGGUUGCUGUUGGUGUUUUUUAAGAAUUUGGAUGAUAUGGUCUAUUUUGGCUCCUGGAUUAGAUGAUCCCAAUAUCAAAUUUGAUUUGGUAACAGCAGAUGGAAUAGCCAGAUUGGGAGACUUAGAGAUAGAUUUUGAGGAAGAACUAUUAGAGGGAAGGGUGGAUGAACUUGUGGUGGGUUUAGUUGAUAGAAUAACGGAGGUUGUGGUAGUAGAGAUUAUAGCAGACGAACUAGUAGGGGUGGUAGUACAUGAACAACUAGGGGUAAUGGUAGACGAAGUAGUAGAGGGUAUAGUUGAAGAACUUAUAGAGGUCGUAGACGAUGAACAGGUGAAGGGUGUUACAGACGAACUGGUAGAAGGAGUAGUUACACUAGUUUGUGGAUUGGAGGCAAAGGCAAAUGAUGGGGUUACUGAGAAAUUGGUAGUACGAUGA